AUGCUGCCGUGGGUGCUCGACGACCAUGACCUUGGCUUCUUGAAGAAGUACCCUCCGGAAAAGAGGGAAGACGCCCUGCAGUCGCUGCUAGUCUCUAACCGCAACUCGUUCAAGGUCCCCACCAUCUCGAUCUUCGUCGAAUACGGCAUCUUCAUAUCCCUCAUCCUGGCAUGCGGUCUCGUCCACUACCUCCCGCGCCUCUUUCCAACGGCGUGCAAGAAGCUGCAACCCAAGCUCGCGCCGAUCCGCACGCAUCUGCUGGAAGCGCCUCUGCUCGGCCGUCGCAACGCCGAGCCCAUCCCGCUCUUCGGUCUGCGGUGGCUCACCUUCCAGAUGCCGCUACGCCUCGAAGGCAUCGUCCUACUGGCCCUCUUCCUCAUCAACCUGCUUCCUAUCACCGCCUUCUACACCACCCUCGCCGCAGAGCACAACCCAAGAUACCCUGGACCGCACAGCCAUCGCCAGCAGAUGCAGAGGUACCUCGCCGACCGAACCGCCGUGCUCGCCAUCGGUCAGGUUCCGCUCCUUUUCCUCAUGGCCGGCCGCCGCAGCCCCACCACGCUCGUAUCGGGGCUCAGCAUGAACGCCAUCAUGCUCUACCACCGCUGGAUCGCAAGGAUGGUCUGGUGCCAGGCCUUUAUCCACGCCGUCGCCUGGACCGUCAUCCGUAUCGACCAGGGCAGGCUCGUCAAGAUGUACCAGACCCCCUACUGGAACUGGGGCGUCGCCGCCUUCAUGAUGUUUGGAGGCCUCAUUUUCCUGUCGCUGCGGUCGCUUCGUCAGAAGUGGUACGAGUGCUUUGUCUUCCUGCACAUCCUCAUGGCCCUGCUUGCGGUCGUCGGCAUAUACUUUCACAUCCACCUCUUGCAUUCCAGCUCGUUCCGCCUGUUUGUCAUCAUGACCGAGAUCACAGCAGCCAUCUGGGCAUUCGACCGCGCGAUCCGGUUCUUCAACCGACUCAUCACGUCGGUCCAGCUUCGACGAUCGGGCAGGCAGCUGGUCAAGGUGGCGAGCGCCGACGUCGAAUUCCUCGCCAACAACAAGGUGGCGCGGCUGCGCAUCUCGCUGCCCGCGUGGCGCGUCCAGGACGGCACGCAGAGCGACGUCCCCGGCCUCGUUCCCAAGCUCGCGGCGGGAUACUCGAUCAUGCUCAGCGUUCCGCGCCUGCAGAUCGUCGGCGACCAUCCGUUCUCGAUCGCAAAAGCUAGGGUCAUCCGCGAUCCCAAGUCCGAGGAGAGGGCCGCUUUCAUCGACGUCCUCGUCAACAUCCAGGGCGGCAUGACCAAGAAGCUGCUCAGCCUCGCGGGAAGCAAGGACAUCGAGGGAUUGGCCCUGUCCCGAUCGCUCUCGGUCAUCGUGGAUGGGCCUUACGACCACCAGCUUUCGCUGUGCGCGACCGACCACCUUCUGCUCUAUGCUGGCGGUAUCGGUGUCACCUACUGCCUGCCGUUCCUGGAGCAGCACGUCUACCGCGGCAAGUUCAAGACAUGCAAGCUCGUCUGGAUGCUGCGCGAUCUAGACCUGCUCGAGGUCCUCGAUGAGCCCCUCGGCGAGCUCGACGCCGCUGCCGACGCCACCAAGGCGAAGCUCUUCAUCGACGUCUACCACACCGCUUCGCGGGCAUCAGAGAAGGGCGCGCCCAUCGCCACACUCGAAGAAGUUCCAGCCGAGCUUCCCUCGUCGUUGUCCUCAUCGUCGGACCUGACACCGCAAGAGGAAAAGUCGAUCACUGGCGGCCUCGACGACGACGACGAUGAGCCCGCUGAAAAGGCCGAGGGCGGCGGCAGGACCGCCAACGAGGGCGUGCUCAAGAGGCGGUGGCGCAACAUCACCUUCAACGUCCACCACGGUCGACCGGACGGUAUCCGCCACCUGGACGAGAGCGUGGCAGCGAGCCGGGCCGACUCGCUCUCAGUCGUCUGCUGUGGACCCCGACCGCUGUGCGACUGGGCGAGGAACGAGACGCUGCAGUGGAGGCGGGAGCGGGAGUGGGCCGACAUUGACUUCCACGCCGAAUGCGUCCUGUGGUAA
Messenger RNA from Pseudozyma flocculosa PF-1, 2031 nucleotides. RefSeq lists its product as uncharacterized. Gene Ontology annotation, cellular component: plasma membrane. Gene Ontology annotation, biological process: copper ion import; intracellular iron ion homeostasis; iron ion transport. NCBI's taxonomy places the organism in Eukaryota, Fungi, Basidiomycota, Ustilaginomycetes, Ustilaginales, Ustilaginaceae. The record is from RefSeq and is a predicted model, not a curated record. Gene Ontology annotation, molecular function: ferric-chelate reductase activity. The coding region runs from base 1 to 2031 and encodes 676 amino acids. The transcript has 8 exons.